Acomys russatus (golden spiny mouse) is the source of this 4176-nucleotide messenger RNA. RefSeq names its product fibronectin type III domain containing 3A (gene Fndc3a). NCBI's taxonomy places the organism in Eukaryota, Metazoa, Chordata, Mammalia, Rodentia, Muridae. The record is from RefSeq and is a predicted model, not a curated record. The transcript is spliced from 26 exons. Gene Ontology annotation, molecular function: protein binding. The coding region runs from base 315 to 3911 and encodes 1198 amino acids.
CCUCCCGGCUCCGUAGUAAUCAUGGCGGCGGCGGCGUUCGCGGUCCCUCGGGUGAAACAGAAAGCGGGAGCUACGCGGAGAGGGAGUGAAGAGCGGGGCUGAGGCGGCGGGCGCCGUCACUGCCGGGAAAAACAACCCCCAACAAUCAGCGCCGCGGCGGCCGCGGGAGCCCGGCCCUCCGCCAAAGGUAGUGAGGGGAGGGGACGAUCCGGAGCCCCGCCGGGGAGACGCCAGGGGAUCCGCCUUCCUUCGCCUCGGAGCGGCGGGACUCGAAGAGUUGGAGGGCUGUCCGGUGUAUCGAUGCCUUAUUGAUAAUGGCAGAACACCCGCCAUUGCUAGAUACAACUCAGAUUUUAAGCAGCGACAUCUCCCUUCUGUCUGCCCCGAUUGUAAGUGCAGAUGGAACACAACAGGUUAUUCUGGUCCAAGUUAAUCCAGGGGAAGCAUUUACAAUACGAAGAGAAGAUGGCCAGUUUCAGUGCAUUACAGGUCCUGCUCAGGUUCCAAUGAUGUCCCCAAAUGGUUCUGUGCCUCCUAUAUAUGUGCCUCCUGGAUAUGCCCCACAGGUUAUUGAAGACAAUGGUGUUCGGAGAGUCGUUGUGGUUCCACAGUCACCGGAGUUUCAUCCUGGUGGCCACGCAGUUAUCCAUCGCUCCCCACAUCCUCCUCUGCCUGGUUUCAUUCCUGUCCCAACCAUGAUGGCCCCCCCACCACGCCAUAUGUACUCACCAGUGACUGGAGCUGGAGACAUGGCAACACAGUAUAUGCCACAGUAUCAGUCUUCACAAGUGUAUGCAGAUGUAGAUGCCCACUCUACACAUGGCAGGUCCAACUUUAGAGAUGAAAGAUCUAGUAAAACAUAUGAACGUUUGCAGAAAAAAUUAAAGGAUCGCCAAGGCACACAGAAAGAUAAAAUGAGCAGUCCGCCGCCAUCACCUCAGAAAUGCCCUUCUCCUAUAAGCGAACACAAUGGACUCAUAAAGGGGCAGAGUGCCGGUGGUCUGAACACGGGAGCGGCAAGAAAUAAGUCGGGGCGAGGGAAAGGUUGUACGCAAAUUGAUCCAGAAGUAGAAGAAAAAGAUGAAGAAACUAAAGCAUUUGAAGCAUUUCUUUCCAACAUAGUCAAACCAGUGGCCUCCGACAUCCAGGCAAGGACAGUUCUGCUAACCUGGUCACCUCCCUCCAGCUUCGUCAAUGGUGAAGUGACUGAGACAGCGGUGCCAGAGCUCUGCACUUACGAAAUCCUGGUGUCCAGCACGGGGAAGGAAGGCAAAUACAGGAGUGUUUAUGUAGGAGAAGAAACAAGUGUCACUUUAAAUGAUCUGAAACCAGCCACAGAUUACCAUGCAAAAGUGCAGGCAGAGUCCAAUUCGAUAAAGGGAAUUCCUUCAGAAGCUGAAAGCUUUACUACCUUGAGCUGUGAGCCUGAUACACCCAGUUCACCCAGGAUAGCCAACCGGACCAAAAACUCGCUCACCUUGCAGUGGAAGGCACCUAGUGACAAUGGUUCUAAAAUCCAAAGCUUUAUUUUAGAAUGGGAUGAGGGGAAAGGAAAUGGAGAAUUCUGUCAGUGUUACAUGGGCUCACAGAAGCAAUUUAAAAUUACCAAACUGUCACCAGCAAUGGGUUGUAAAUUUAGAUUAUCAGCCAAAAAUGACUAUGGUGUAAGUGCUUUCAGUGAAGAGGUCUUGUACUACACCUCAGGCUGUGCCCCCUCCGUCCCUGCAAGUCCUACGCUGACCAAGGCUGGAGUUACGUGGCUGUCCCUACAGUGGACUAAGCCCUCAGGAACACCAUCGGAUGAAGGAAUUUCUUACAUUUUAGAGAUGGAGGAGGAAACAUCCGGGUAUGGUUUUAAGCCUAAAUAUGAUGGAGAAGAUCUUGCUUACACAGUGAAAAAUCUGAAACGUAGUACAAAGUAUAAAUUUAAGGUCAUUGCUUAUAACUCGGAAGGUAAAAGCAACCCUAGUGAAGUAGUGGAGUUUAGUACCUGCCCUGAUAAACCAGGAGUCCCAGUGAAGCCUUCGGUGAAAGGGAAGAUACACUCACACGGCUUUAAGAUUACCUGGGAUCCACCAAAAGACAAUGGAGGGGCGCCCAUCAAUAAGUACGUAGUGGAGAUGGCGGAAGGUUCUAAUGGGAACAAGUGGGAUAUGAUCUACAGUGGCGCCACCAGGGACCAUCUCUGUGACCGGCUGAAUCCAGGCUGCUACUACCGCUUGCGGGUUUACUGCAUUAGUGAUGGAGGGCAGAGUGCGGUCUCUGAAUCUUUGCUUGUGCAGACUCCAGCCGUGCCUCCUGGCCCGUGCCUGCCUCCCAGGUUGCAGGGUAGACCUAAAGCGAAAGAAGUACAGUUACGAUGGGGACCUCCGAUGAUUGAUGGUGGAGCACCCACUUCCUGUUACACAGUAGAAAUGACUCCCGCAGAUAAAGAUGAGCCCAGAGAUGUCUAUCAAGGCUCUGAAGUAGAGUGUACGGUGAGCAGCCUUCUUCCCGGGAAGACGUACAGCUUCAGACUUCGUGCAGGAAACAGGAUGGGGUUUGGACCGUUUUCAGAAAAAUAUGAUAUCACUACAGCUCCUGGGCCACCAGACCAAUGCAGACCCCCUCAAGUGACAUGCAGAUCUGCAACUUGUGCGCAAGUCAGUUGGGAGAUUCCUUUGAGUAACGGAACUGACGUCACUGAGUACCGGCUGGAAUGGGGAGGAGUUGAAGGAAGUAUGCAGAUUUGUUACUGUGGGCCUGGCCUCAGCUGUGAACUAAAAGGACUUUCACCAGCUACCACCUAUUACUGCAGAGUUCAGGCUAUGAGUGUUGUGGGUGCAGGUCCUUUCAGUGAAGUCGUAGCCUGUGUGACUCCACCAUCAGUUCCUGCCAUUGUGACUUGUCUUCAAGAAAUAAGUGAUGAUGAGAUAGAAAGUCCCCAUUACUCACCUUCUACCUGCCUUGCAAUUAGCUGGGAAGAGCCUUAUGACCAUGGUUCAGAAAUCCUUGCCUACAGCAUAGACCUCGGAGAUAAGCAGCCUUUGACAGUGGGGAAGAGGACAAGCUAUAUCAUAGACAGUUUGCAACCGGAUACAAUGUACAGAAUACGAAUUCAAGCUUUGAAUAGCCUUGGAGCUGGUCCUUUCAGCCAUACGAUUAAGUUGAAAACUAAGCCCCUUCCUCCCGAUCCACCUCGGCUGGAAUGUGUUGCCUUUAACCACCAGAACCUUAAGCUUAAAUGGGGAGAAGGAACUCCGAAGACGCUGUCCACAGAUGCUGUUCAGUACCACCUUCAGAUGGAGGAUAAGAAUGGAAGGUUUGUCUCCCUGUACAGAGGGCCUUGUCAUACGUACAAAGUGCAAAGGCUCAGUGAGUCCACAUCCUACAAGUUCUGCAUUCAGGCCUGUAAUGAAGCUGGGGAAGGCCCUCUCUCCCAGGAGUAUGUGUUCACCACUCCAAAAUCUGUCCCUGCUGCCUUGAAAGCCCCCAAAAUAGAGAAAAUAAGUGAUCACGUUUGUGAAAUUACAUGGGAAUAUUUACAGCCAAUGAAAGGUGACCCAGUUAUUUAUAAUCUCCAAGUUAUGGUGGGAAAAGAUUCAGAAUUCAAACAGAUUUACAAGGGCCCUGAUACUUCAUUCCGGCAUUCUAGCCUUCAGCUGAACUGUGAGUAUCGAUUUCGUGUGUGUGCCAUUCGCCAAUGCCAAGACCCUGUGGCGCACCAGGACCUGGUAGGUCCCUACAGCACCACAGUGUUCUUCAUCUCCCAGAGGGCAGAACCUCCAGCCAGCACCAACAGAGACACUGUGGACAGUGCGCGGAGCCAGCGCACUCUCAGUGACGAGCAGUGUGCCGCCCUCAUCCUGGUGGUGUUUGCUGUUUUUUCCAUUCUGAUUGCCUUUAUCAUUCAGUACUUUGUAAUCAAGUGAAAAUACAACUUUAUUUUUAACACUGUAUUACAUUUUAUUUUGUCAUGUACUAAAAUUAUUUCUGUAUUUGCUUUUACAAAAUGGUGGCAUUUAGCACUGGCAUUGAGAGUAUAUAUUGAAACAUGGUUUUGGCAUUUUCUGUGCUUAGUUAGGCAAAGGCUGGCACUUAAUGAGAAUUCAGCCACUCAAACAUUGGUCUGGGGAGGAGGGCUGUUGCUUUUGUUCUCAGCAUGGUACUUCCCCCCCCCCCUUUUUUUUUCAUUUU